This is a messenger RNA of Engraulis encrasicolus (European anchovy), 7541 nucleotides long. It is a transcript of the gene dgke, whose product is annotated as diacylglycerol kinase, epsilon. Gene Ontology annotation, molecular function: ATP-dependent diacylglycerol kinase activity. The record is from RefSeq and is a predicted model, not a curated record. The transcript is spliced from 11 exons. The coding region runs from base 633 to 2444 and encodes 603 amino acids. Lineage: Eukaryota; Metazoa; Chordata; Actinopteri; Clupeiformes; Engraulidae.
UGCUAUGUCAGAUGAGGAAGGCUGGAGAGUUCCAGCGCGGUUAGCAUAGGGGGUGCGUCACUGCGCUAACGUUUUUAAUGUUUACGAAAUCGUCGCGUUGUUAGACGAGCAGACAACAGUUUUGCAUAUGUGAAAGACACGCAGAUGUUACCGUCCAGUGUUUCGGAGGUGCACUUGUCCUGGUUUAGCGGUGGCAAUGGUGAGUUGCGUGGGAGGGGUACCAACUUAGCUAACGAGAUCACCAUUGGGAAACGAGCAAGCGGCGGUGGCUAACACCAUUUAACUGAUCAGCUUCUGGAUUCCUAGAACUGGCAAGCAUCUACCUGAGUGUUGUGUGAGUUAGAUGUACUGUUUCUCUUGUUGCAAGUAAGACCACGAGACCAGGCGUAAUGUUAACAUGCGGGUAGGGUAACGGGGCGUCCUGUGCGUAAAAUGCGCUAAUGUCAUUGGGCUUGGCAGGUUAUUCAAAACAACUGCUGUUUUAGGCCAGUGCGCAUUUUAAUGUAGCCAAACAAAUCAAUAUGCCAGCUGCCCCGUUGCGUUUAAUCGCAUCAGAUAACGCUGGUUAACUACCCGCGUUUGUUUACAUAGUAGGAUAUUAUCGUAAGCGUUUCCCCUGGCAACUAGUUCAGAUGGAGCCCGAAGAGAUAGAAAGCGUCAUCGGUGAGGUUGACAGCAACGGUGAUGAUGAUGCACGGGAGGACUGGACCCUUCUCAUCUGGACCUCCCUGGCCGUGCUGGUGCCAGUCAUCAUCACGCUGUGGUGCAGCGUGAGACGCUCUAAGCGGCAGGUGUACAUGAAGGACUUCGUCCGCAAGAGCAAGCACGGCUGGCACUACACGGAUCUCUUCAACAAGCCCACGUACUGCUGCGUGUGCUCGCAGCACAUCCUGCAGGGCGCCUUCUGCGACGGCUGCGGCAUCUGCGCGGACGAGCAGUGUCUGCGUCGAGCCGACCGCACCAUGGUGUGCAAGGAGAUCAUGUCCGCGCCGCAGGCGGAUGGCACGCUCAAACACCGCUGGGUGCGUGGGAAUGUGCCCCUCUGCAGCUACUGUGCGGUGUGCAAGCAGCAGUGCGGCACUCAGCCAAAGCUGUGCGACUACAGGUGUGUGUGGUGCCAGACCACGGUCCAUGAGGACUGCAAGACGAGCCUGGAGGAGGGGGAGGGGGAGGAGAGGGGCGAGCGCUGUGACCUGGGGGAGUUCCACAGCCUCAUCAUCCCCCCGCACUACCUCUACAACGUCAACAAGCUGCGACGCAGACAGCCGGACGAAUACAGCAAGUUGGCGGUGGCGUGUGGGGAGGGCUGGGCUCCGGUGCUGGUGCUGGCCAACACGCGCAGUGGCAACAACAUGGGAGAGGCACUACUGGGGGAGUUCAGAUCACUACUCAACCCUGUACAGGUGUUUGACCUGUCUGAGUUGGCCCCCUCCAAGGCUCUGCAGCUGUGCACCCUGCUGCCUCCGGGCCGCGUGAGGGUGCUGGUGUGUGGGGGGGACGGCACGGUGGGCUGGGUCCUGGAUGCCAUCGACACCAUGAAGCUGAAGGGCCAAGACCAGUUUAUCCCACGGGUGACGGUGCUCCCGCUAGGCACGGGUAACGACCUGUCCAACUCGCUGGGCUGGGGGGCUGGCUACGCUGGGGAGAUCCCCGUGGAGCAGGUGCUCAGGAACAUCCUGGACGCGGAGGUGGUCAAAAUGGACAGAUGGAAAGUUCAAGUGGUCUCCAAAGGCCACUUUCUGAGGAAGCCAAAGGUUUUGUCGAUGAACAAUUAUUUCUCGGUGGGGCCGGACGCCCUGAUGGCUCUCAACUUCCACACGCAUCGGGAGAAGACCCCGUCCUUCUUCUCCAGCCGUAUUAUCAAUAAGGCUGUUUAUUUUCUAUAUGGCACUAAGGACUGCUUAGUGCAGGAAUGUAAAGAUCUGGAUAAGAGGAUUGAGCUGGAGCUGGAUGGUGAGAGGGUGACCCUGCCCAGUCUGGAGGGCAUCAUCGUGUGCAACAUCGGCUACUGGGGAGGAGGCUGCAGGCUGUGGGAGGGGAUGGGGGACGAGCCCUGCCCACCGACACGGCUGGAUGACGGUCUGCUGGAGGUGGUGGGAGUCUACGGCUCGUUCCACUGUGCUCAGAUCCAGGUGAAGCUGGCCAACCCUGUGCGACUCGGCCAGGCCCACACAGUCAGGCUGGUGCUGAAGAGCUCGCGCAUGCCCAUGCAGGUGGACGGGGAGCCGUGGGCCCAGGGCCCGUGCACCAUCACCAUCACCCACAAGACGCAGGCCCUCAUGCUGUACCACAGCGCCGAGCAGACCGACGAGGACGAGGAGGACGAGGACUCCAGCGCCUCCGACGGAGAGGGACACCACCCGGCAACGGCGGUCAGGCACAACCGUCACUUAAGUGACAACGACGCAAGUGACAAGGGGGACAAAGACGAGAUGACGGAUUAAGGAUGGUUACUGUAUGGCCCAGGGUCUCGAUGCUCUCUCUCUCUCUCUCUCUCUUUAUCUCUUUCUCUCUGUCUCUCUCUGUCUCUCGCUCUAUUUCUCUCUCAAAGUUGAAACCAUCGCCAUCCUCCACAACACGCAGGCUCAUGUUCCACCAUCAUGCCGAGCAGACUGAUGAGGAGGGCGGUGUGGAGGAGGAGGACUCAGGGUGCAUUCCAAUAUGCGACCUUGCGUCCUCCACUUGGGCUUGUGGCCUCAUGUUUUGCUGAUGCCCCGCCUCCGUGGAGAAGACAUUUAAGUUUCCCCGCUGUCAGCCUAGCCAAAACAGUUUUUUGGGGACUAUUCUUCAUUCACCAUACUGUUUGAAAAUGAGAAUAUGACUUUACAAUUGAGCUUUUGUGAGAUAUUGAAAUAUAAUGCUGCUGUCAGUGAUGCCAUCAUGACGAAUUACUUCCUGGUACGAGGCCACAAGCACAAGUGGAGCAUAUUGGAACGCACCCUGAGAGGGACCCAACACGGAGGGACACCCGGCUUCACCACGGCCAUAAGAGAUGCAUGACCAGCAAUCACGCAAGUGACAAAGAUUACAAGAGGAGACAAGGAAGAGAUGACGGAUUAAGAUUUUUUUUGCGUGUGUUGCCUCGCGUGCUGCCAUUCGUGUGUCCAAAAUUCAGCUCAGAGGUAAACACUCCGCCAACACCAUCAUCGCCACACACAAACGACACAUAAAGGAGCCUUAACGUAGAAAGUGAAAGCCCCAUUAAGGGAAACUCCACAGCACACAAGCGAACACUGCACACAACGAAAUUGCAUUUAUUCCUCACCCAUGCAAGGGGGCAGCCCCCAAUGGCGCCCCAAGGGAGCAGUGCGGCGGGACGGUACCAUGCUCAGGGUACCUCAGUCAUGGAGGAGGAUGGGGGAGAGCACUGAGAGCCCCCACCAGCCUGGCGGUUCGCGAGUCAAACCGGCAACCUUUGGGCUGCAAGUCUGACACCCUAACCGCUUACCCAUGACUGCCCUUAACAAUGCUUGUAAAUGACGCAAGUGGCGUGUUCCUUUUUUAGUUUAACAUAGCGGCGCAAGCAUCGGCCUCAUCGACAAUGCGCGCAAUGCGCAUCAAGUAUCAAGACAUAUUUUGUUGUGCAUCGGCGCACUAGGGCCGCCCAUCGUACCGAUGCGUUGACCAUGUAAGCAGUUUUUUUUUGUGUGUGUCCCAAUGUUCGCGUCAAAACCCCCAGUUCAGAUGUAAAAACCCUGCCACAGUUUCCAUAAAACUACCUUAUUGAGUAUUGAGUACUCCCUAUGACCAGCUGAUUUUAGAGCAGCUUGGAUCAAAUUCAUGGCAAGAUGUUUUUUUAUCUGAACCUGGGGUUGAUACCUCUGCUAAUAUUCCGUUACUCCUCUUGCUCUGCGCACAUGCAAAAUAUGCCCUCAUGCGUACAUCAGGGAUGAGACUAAUCAUAAGGCUGUAUUACAAGGCACUGUCAUUCUAUGUCAAUUAAUGCACAUUCCUGACACACGCUCUCGUUCUAUCUCCACACACACAGCUCACCUCAGUAUUCUCCUCAAGAGUACACCUCCUCAAGUAUCCAAUCACUGCUGCUCCCUCAGUUAUCCCAAACCCUGUGCUUGCAGCCAUGGCCACAGUUUAUGGGGUGGAUGACGUUUUAGUAUUAGCACACGUGACGUCAGGGUGGUGCAACCACACCCAAUGCCAAUAUUGUAUGGAUUCUUUUUUUGCUUUGUUUUAGGGGAUUGUGUAAAAAGCAUAUACAUGGGUUCUAAUUUUUUGUCUUCUCCUGGCUACGCGACACUAGCUGUGCACAACUUAACUUCUGAUUGUUGGAAACCGCUGUCGGUCAAAAAACAUGGUUGGCUGGUAGUGUCUUGCCCCGCUUCACAACAUUGUGUUUAUAAACACGGUGAACCCAUGUAUUCAUUGCAGUAAUUUCCAAUUACUAAUUAAUUCGUGGGCAUCAGCUGUGGUUGUACCACCUGACGUCUUAGCCCAAAGGUCAUUGACCCUCACGCCUUUACUGAGAUUAUCUUAAAGGGUACCUUCCCUUCCACUAUAUAACAAACAUAAUGUGAAAAUAUGAACCCUGGACAAUUUGUCCCCACCACUGUUCUAACCACACCUACAGCGUUGCUUGCAGCCCCGUGUCCUCACCUCAUAAGGCCACAAGCUGUAGUAAAUAAUGUAGUUUUAUUUUGCACUGUCAUACACACAAAUGAGAUUGGCUAGUAAAGCAGAAAAAAACUACAAAUCCCAGUGCCAAUGAAUUAUAGAAGAGGGGCAGCUCUGCUGAGCUCUUGUGCCCCUGCCCUGACCUGAUGGCCGUUACUUGUGGCCCCUGGUUGACAUCACUUUAGUUAAAGGGACACUGUGUGAGAUUUUUAGUUGUUUAUUUCCAGAAUUCAUGCUGCCCAUUCACAUAAUGUUAUCUUUUUCAUGAAUACUUAUCACCACCAUCAAAUUCUAAGUAUUCACUAUGACUGGAAAAAUUGCACUUUUCAUACAUGAAAAGGGGGAUCUUCUCCAUGGUCCGCCAUUUUGAAUUUCCAAAAACAGCCAUUUUUAGCUGCAAAAAUGACUGUACUUGGACCACACUAGAAAAUAUUUGUUUAUUACCUAGUAAACUUUCAUGUAAAGAUAAAAUUUGGCAAUAGGCAGCCCUGUUUCAAAGAGCAGCAUAGUUGCAGUACCUUUUUUGACCAUUUCCUGCACAGUGUCCCUUUAAAGGAAGUGGAUGAAAUGAUGUGGUUCACUGAAUGUCGUUAUCGCUGCCUUUUCGUCAUUGGCUCAUAGUCUGUCCCAGAAAGACGCUAUCUGAGGAAAAAAAGUAGGCAAUGUCAUGCAAGUUUUUAAAAUAGUCUUACAACGGCAUAGUUUUACAACCUUCAUGUAAAUCGUACUUAUUUUUGUGCUUGAUUUCCUGCUGAUCUUUGUGGCCGUGUCCAGAAUGUUCACUCGUUCACUUCGUAGUGCACUUUUGUAGGAUGUGUGCUGCAUCACUACUUAGGACGCUAUAUACAGUUGGCUGUGGGGUAUUGUUUAACCUUGCAUUGCUCAGUGUAGUGAGAACGAGUGAAUAUUUUGGAUUCGGUCCAUGUUACUUCUGAUCUUCUUGUAUCUUUUCACACAAUGCACUGGAUGUCGUAUGGGAACACGAUUUUUGUUAUUGUUAUUUAUUUCUUUUCUUUGUGACUUGUCACUCAUUCCCAUCGUGCCCAUUGAACCUGAGAUGUUUAGCAUGUAGGACAUGUCUGUGUUAGGUCUUAACCUGGUGUGGCUAAUAGGCCUACAUACUAGCACAGCAAGUGUGUCAGCCCCUUGUGUCACGUGCUUGGCCCUGCUGUACGUGUGCUAGUUUGCAUCGUAGUCCGGAAAUUAGGUUCAGUCAUGCAGCUGGAGAGGGAAUUCCAAGGUUGUGGUUCAGUAACAAAAUUCAGAGGCGAAAGGUAGUCGUACAUCAAGUUAUCAGGUGAUAUCAGCCCGGAGUCUUCAUUUUCCUAACGAAAGCGACCCCUGAAUCACUCUAUUGGGCUUACCACUUCCUGCACGCUACCUUAGCCAGGUUUAUCAAUUAACCAUAUCUUUUGUAUACCCCCCUUGGUAGAUAAACCGUAUUAAAUUGACUAACAAAGGUGACUCAGACCAUGAAUAUAUAGAUGAAUAUAGCAACAAUGCCACAGUGGCUGUUCUUCACCACUUGGCUGUUGGCAAAGUCAGGUAGUCACUGAACCAGUUAUUUGGAAUUACCUCCCAGAUGUGCUCUGUCUUAGUUUACAUCAUGUUCUAACUAGAGAAUGCACUGAUCUGCCCCGGUUCUGUCUGAACCGGCAGAUUUAAUAGUUUACAUACUCUUCUCCACUGACUUAACUAAGAAUAAAUCAAGUAUAUACCAUAUUCUAGCUGUGGGGGAAAAAAAGACAUAUCAACGCUUGCAGUUAGGAAUGUGUCGUUUGUGUUCCAUUGUUUUUGAUGACUGUUCCUUUAAUGAAACUCCACCCAAUUAGUGGACCACACGGUGGCAGUGUUGAGCUACUUUUCAGUCCUCUUGCAGGCUGUAGGUUUUAGAGAUGGUUGAUGUCUCUCUUUCAAAUUAAUUUACUAGUUAACAGCUUUUUAGAAUUCACUGAAUUACUUUGUACUAAAGUUAUCCAUUACUGUGUGCACUGAUGAGACCACACAAUUCUACAGCACUGUAAAAGCAAUGCUGUCAGAUCAGGUCAAGCAGAAUAUGUAUGUCUCAAGUUUAUCCCGAGGGGUCAAAUAGACGUGUCUGGUGUUGAAUUAGAUUCAGUCUGACAGAUUAUUUGUAAAUUUUACAUGAGCUUUGACCAAAUGUGUUGAAGAGCGAGUUGCAAUCAUAUCUUGUUGUUUGAUUGUGGGGGUUACACUCAUGGUUUUUUGUUGUUCUUGUCUUGUCAUUACCAUUCCUGUCUUUAAUCUUAAUGGAUUCUGCAUAGCACUUAAGCACUAGGUCUUAAAAACGGUUACAUGUGCACAUUCUCUCGCUAAAAAACAAUUGACAAUGACGAUAUUAUUCUUUAAAAAGAAAAAAGAAAACUAGCUCUUGGUUCUGAAGUGUUUGCUGAAGCCAUAUGCAUGUGACGUCCUGCUGUUAAAUUGUAAAAUGUUGUCUUAUCUCGCUGCUUGUCAGGCCAUGCGGCUUUCGCCUUGUGUCUGCCCUCGUGUCUGUUUACGACUACUCUGAAUGUGGCAGGAAGAGGCCAUAUGCUUUCUACGUUUAGAAACAAAGUUACACAUCAACACACAAGUUUUCAAUGGCAGAGAACAGCACUUUUUUUGUCUAGAGAUGCGAGAGAUGAGUCUGACUGCAGUACUGCAAGUUUGUGAUUGUGCCAAAUUCAGGGGUAUAGCAACUCAAGUAAAAAAAAAAAAAGCUGUGGCCAUUUUUUUGUCUUUAUUGUUUUGUGUGAGGACAAUAAUGCUGUUAAAUUAUUUUAUUUGGACAUGUGACGUCUAGGUCUACUCUUUGCCGACCCAACUGGUGACAAUUUCAAAACAAUUUAUAACUCAAGCCAAAACUUCAUGAUAACCAAAAUCUCAUGGCAAACCCCAUUUGAUAGAUG